AUGUUAGGUAUAGCUCAAGCUUCUGGUGAGCGUGGUGAACGAAUGGUUUUGUUUGCCUAUGGCGGCAACGUUUCUAGCACCGAUGAUGAACGUGCUCGUCUCCUUGAUACUUCCGACCAGCUUCCCGAUCCAGCAGCUGGAAACACUGCGCCAAAGAUAAAGCCCAGACCAACAAUGCAUGCUCGAUACUGGAAUCCAUUCUUCAGAAAUCUUACACCUGAACCUCGUGAUAUCGUUUGGAGUAACGUUUCCGUCCCUUCGAACGAGAGACGUGUCCGACAACUUCUGGUUUCCGCCUUUACGAUUGCUUUAUUCGUCUUCUAUACUCCACCAUUAACGUUCCUUGCUUCUUUGCUCAGUCCAAACACGAUCAAGAAGUACUUACCAGGUCUGUACGAUCUUCUACGCAAGAAUAGACGAUUGGAAGCACUGUUACCGGUCACAUUUGGUCGUGCGUUUGGUCAACUGACGGCAAAGACACCUCGUCAACAUGCUGAGCUGAAUGCACCACCUCAGCUAUACACUGGAAGUGUGUAUCCUACCGCUUUGAUCGUUUUCACUUUGGGUGUCCUUUACAGUAUUGUCACACCAUUGAUCGCCGUCUUCGCAAUGAUCUACUUUGCCCUGGCAUAUCUGGUUCACAAGUACAAGCUUUUGUUUGGUUUUCUACGGAUCAUACGAAUCAAGAGGGCAAGCAUGGCCUUUCAACUGCUAUUGUCAACAUUGCCGUUACCGUUGAUCGCUUUCACGUUUUGGUUCCAGCAUUACCUUUCGCGAACAUUCACAGAGUUGAGCAAAUAUGUCAGCUUGAGCAGCAUUGCCGAUAUCAACAAGCCAAGUCUACAGUCAGGAACAGGAAAGACACAGGCAACGCUGGCAUUAUCAGCAGAGAUCGCUAAUGCCGUCGCCAAUAAUGGAUCAACGAACGACAACAGUAAGAAGCAACAAAUCGAUCAACAAAGAAAUCCGAUUGUUGCUCUGCGAGCGGAAGCAUUGGAUGGAAUCGAUCUAAAAUACAGAGAAUCUCCGGCAGCGGGCUACUAUUAUGGAAUCUUGAACACCGGUCGAAGACGUUAUGGACAUCCUGCCGUUGCUGGUACAUUGCCGGACAUUUGGCCUCCAGUAUGUGGAGAUGAUGACGACGAGAAAGAUUACAACGAGCAAGAUCAGAGCGUAUCCCAAUCAGACACUGCUGGUUUACCUGCCGAUAAUAGCGAUCGCGGAUCAUUGACGGGCGUUGGUAGUGUGCUGGGAAGAACACGAAGACAGAGCAGACGUAAGAUGUCAUCGCCAGAAGCAGCACUUCUACUGAACUAA
Messenger RNA from Meira miltonrushii, 1317 nucleotides. RefSeq lists its product as uncharacterized. Lineage: Eukaryota; Fungi; Basidiomycota; Exobasidiomycetes; Exobasidiales; Brachybasidiaceae. The transcript has 6 exons. Gene Ontology annotation, molecular function: calcium-activated cation channel activity. Gene Ontology annotation, cellular component: plasma membrane. The record is from RefSeq and is a predicted model, not a curated record. The coding region runs from base 1 to 1317 and encodes 438 amino acids.